Molecule: messenger RNA, 2660 nt
Organism: Cygnus olor (mute swan)
Lineage: Eukaryota; Metazoa; Chordata; Aves; Anseriformes; Anatidae
Product: maestro heat-like repeat-containing protein family member 7
Exons: 10
Coding region: 84-2534 (816 amino acids)
Cellular component (GO): cytoplasm
Source: RefSeq, a predicted model, not a curated record
CCGAGCAGCCGCAGCUCCGGGAGCGCUGGCGAACUCGGCUGUCCUUACGGCUCUCAGAAGACGGCAACACCAGCAGAAUCUUCAUGGUGAGAAGCGCCAGCCCUGAGCCCCGGAGGAGACCCCGGCCCUGCGACGUCAGGAAGAGGACCGGCGCUGUCCCCGACAAAGCCCGGUCCCCACGGGGCCCGCACACGGCCGCACCCCAGCCGUCGCCCGGCCCAGCCCCUGCUCCCAGCUCUCCUGGGGCGCCGGGAGCAGCAGGGCUGAGCGGGGCCAUCGCAGCCCUCGGGGUGACUGACGUGUUGUCCUUCCUCCCACAGAUGUUUGUGAAGUACCUGCAGCCCUCUGAACGGUUGGGCGUCUUCCUCGCUGCCAUCAAGAGCAUGAGAGCCCCGAAUCCCCGCAGCACCAAGCUGGCUGCCCACAUGGUGGACGUGCUGGCGGCAGAGACCGACUUCCAUUCGGGACAGGUGCUGAACAUCGUGUGGGCCAUCUACAGAACCCUGCCGUCCGUCAGAGCCGCGCUGGCCCUUCAGAGCCUGGACAGGGCCCUGCUGGAGCUGGCCAGCAAGCGCCCCAGGGAGACGGUUGCCAGCCUGCUGCAGUGCUCGCCGACCUGCACCAGGUACGGGGCCCGCCAGGGCUCCUCUCGCACACCCCCAAAGACGUCAGCCAGGCCGGAGGCGGGCCCGCUGACAGCCCUGGGGUCCCGCAGCGUCGCCGUCACCAUGUGGAGGGCGAUGGUCUCCCAGCCCCCGGCCACGGAGAAGGUGCUGCAGGAGCUGCUCCGCGUGCUUAUGAACCGAUCUCAGCGCACGACGUCUACCUCCAUCAGGGAAAACCCACGCAUCCUCACCCUGGCCGAUGGGGCCGGGACAGAGCCUGGGUGCUUUCUGCAGGCAGCAAGGACCGUCCACGAGAUCCUCCAGCUGCCUAGCUGCCUGAAGGAGGCGAAGGCCAUUUUCCCCCAGCUCUUCCUGGCCCUCCUCGUCCAAGUGUCCUUCACCACGGAGCUGACGCUGCAGGAGGUGCAGGUCUUCCGGCAGAAGCACCGGCAGGACCUGCUCACUCCCAUCAGGUCCACGGUGCAGUCCCUGAAAGCGCUGCUCCGCAGCGUGGGCCUGGGGAGCCAGGUGCUGGCCAUCGAGGCGCAGGGCGGCUGGGCCGCGCUUCUCAGCGCCGAGAGCCACCUCUGGGGCGUGCAGGUGGUGGCCAGGGAAAUGAAGGAGUUGCCCGGAAGCCUGCGUGCCACCAUCAUCCGCCACCUGGCUGAGCUGCUCAGCAUGGAGGACUCCUCCUGGGAGAUGGUGGCCAUGGUCUUCCUCAGCAAGAUGCUGGAGUGCACAGACCUCGGCAACGAGCUGGACUGCGUCGUGAGCCUCUUUGCCACCUACCUGCGGAGCCAGUGCCUGGGCAUGCAGAGCCUGGUGCUCAGGGCGAUCCUGGGGCUCACCGAGAGGCCGGACACGGUGAGCAGGGGCAGCCGGCAACACCACGAGUGCAGCGGCUUGGGCUGGGCUGGCCCCGGGCUGUUGUGGCUCGGCACCUUUCCAGGCAGCGGGGAAGGGGCGGCAGGGGGCCGGCGCUGUGCGUCCAUCCCCGCGCCUCCGGCUCUCUUUCUUUGGGGCUGUGCCGGGCAGCCCUGCCGGCCAGCACCACGCUGUCCCAUGGGGAGAAGGCAGCGGGAAGGCUGGGAUCGGAGAGUGUUUUCGCCCAGGUGGCAGGCAUUGCUUUACCCAAAGGAAGGUGUUUUUUUCACACAGGCAAGGCAAACACUCGUCCUGCUGCCGAGCAUCACAGAGCAGCUGCAGGGUGCAGACAGCGACACCCGCACUGUCGCUCUGCCCGUGCUCAGCACCAUGCUGCGGCUCCUGGAGGGGAGGACGCUCAGCCUCACGGCUCUGGGGCUGGCCGGCAAGCUCCCAUCACUCUUUGACGACGAGUCAAGCGCAGUGCGGGUUCUCUCUGUUCGCCUCUUCCUCGACACGCUGGGCUUUGUGGAGAGCAGUGAAAAGAAGAAGAUGCAGAAGGAGGUGUGCAGGAGCCUUCUCCCGCUGUCCUUCCACCUGCACGACCAGGACGAGAGCGUGGCCGAGGCCUCCCGCGAAGCCCUCCUUGGUGUCGCGCGGUUCCUGCGCUGGAGGCAGCUGGCGCACCUGGCCGAGACGGUGCAGACCUGUAAGAUCGGCGAGUGCCUGCUGGCCAGGAGGAGGAGCGGAGCAGAGGAGUACCUGGGCCAGAGCCUGCCCUACCUGCAGAGCCUGCAGGAGCCCCUGCGGCGGGAGGCUGUGAGGUUCAUCGGGCUCGUGGGGAGGCACCUGGUGGAUCAGCGCAAGAACAAGAGCCAGUACAUCUGCGAAGGUGAGCCAGGGAGGGGGAUCGCAGGGCAGCCGCCAGGUGACGCGCCCGUCCCCUGCUCCCUCCUGGCUGGGCGGAGAGCUGGGGGCAACGUCUGCGGGGGGCCGGGCGCUCUGCGGGUACAGGGCCGUCACCUCGCCUCUCCUUCUCUGUUCUCUCAGUCCUUCAAGGCUUGAGGCAAGACCCCUGCGAGUCGGUCUCUUCGCUGGCAGUUCAGACAGUGCUGAUCCUGCAAGCAGCAAGGCCGCGCUCGCGGUUCAGCUUUCGGCAGCUGUGCUCCAGGCUGCAGAAGGCGUGGAGGA